UGAAACCCGUCCAUUUUUUUAAUCACUCUCCACAAGCGACAUGUCGACCGCUUAAACGUCGCAGAGAGACAAAUCAAGUUUAUAUUAAACUUGACAUCAUAGUAUUAUUAAUAAAAUAGUGACACAGACUAUGGGAUACCAUGGACGACCAAGCGGAAAGACUCAAGAAAUUAAAAGCUGGCAAAGAGAAACUUGCAGCUUUUCAGAAGAAGAAAAUAAAGAAAAAGAAGAAGAACGAGGUGAAUAGCGAAGGUGUUAGUGGUGUAGAGGAAGAAUGUUUGAAAGAAAGUCCGAAUGUGAGCCACAGUGAGGAGCAGCUCUUAGCAGCUGCUCCCACUACCUCCGUCCAUACAGAUGAAGAUGUACUGCCAACAGACAGUUCUGUGCUUCCAUCUCCAGUCUUUGACACAUCAACAACAACAACAUUGGGUCUCUCUCAGAGUGAUAUUGCCGGUGCGAGUGGAGACCAUGAAUCUUCGUUAGAGGAGCCUGAACGCCAGCAGCUGUUUGAAACUGCUCAGCUGGAGUUGCGGGAGGCGAGCAGCAAAAUCUGCAAACUGGAAGAAUCUGUCAUUGGCAAACAGAAGGCUGUCGAGAGACUGGUGGCUGAGAUAAACUCUUUAAGGGCAGAAAAUGAGAUGCUGAAACAAUCUUUAGGAAAUGGUCCUUCACAAGAUCUGAAUGCUCUUGAUCCUGCCAGCAAAUUUGAACCUGGACAUCAACGAGACUUGACCCUACGGAUUCAGGAACUCGAAAAUGCUAUCCUAAAGCGAGAUGAACUUCUGCGCCAGCUGACGUCACGCUUGCAGAUGUCAUUUCAAGAGAAUACCGAGAGAGGAUUGCAGCAGGCCUGCUCAGUUGAAACCCAAAAAUUGGCGCAGCAUGUCCAGUUAUUACAACUACAAUUGCAACAGGCUGGUGAAAAGCUGAAUGGACAGAUGAAACAACACUCGGUGUCAUCACAAGCUUUACAAGAUGCCAAAUGUGAAAUUCUUAAUCUUCACCAGCGGAUCCAACAGAAAGACGAAAUGAUGUCACAGCUGACUCAAAAGUUGUCUCAAGUGAAUAACAAUUAUGCUAGUCUACAGUCCACGAUGGCCUUAUCUGAUCAACAAUCUACAGACUACAACCAGCUGUUGACUGAACUCAACAUCUUGCACGAACAGUCGAACACUCUGUCACUUCACCUCAACGAAGAGAAGGCAAAGAAUUCCCAACUUGAAAAACGUCUAAUGCAAGUUCUUCAACCAAAUGUUAAUGAAAGUGCUAGCAGUGGAAGCCACUUGGAGUCUACAGCAGAAGGAACUGUCGCAGAAAUGGAAUUGACCUCAGAGAAUUUACCGGAAUAUUUUCCUAGAAAGCAACUUGAAGAAUUUCACAGACUAAUUGAAAAAUGUAUAUUUUUGUAUCAAUCAAGUGAUAACACUAGUGACAAUAGUACUGCUACUACUACUACUAGUAGUAAUAGUAGUAGUAGUAGUAGUUGUGAAGAAUUAAACCGGUUACUCUUAAAGAUCACUUGCAUCACUCAGGUGUUCUUGAAGAACAUUAAAACUGACUCCUUCCAGCGGUCAGAUCUGGAUCGCGAUUUUGCUUGUCAAGUAAAUUUAGGAGAACCCUUUGAGUUGGCUUCUAACAACAGUGAAAUACCAUCUCCAAAUGCAGUUGCCAUAAAUGAGAACUUGGGAGCAAACUCAGUGUUGGCAGAAAAUAAGGAACUUUUGUCGAAUGCUGAGACUCUUCAACUGAAGAUUGAAGACUUGUCUGCUGAAAACAAGCUCCUCUCGGAGGAAGUUUUCCAAACAAAGACCAAAUUUGAUUCUUUGUUGGCUGUGAAAGAAGAGCUUGACGAGAAAUGCCAGGCGUCGGAAAGUAAAACAAGCGAGCUGAUUACCAAACUGGAACACUAUGAGACUGAAAUAAACUCUCUUCAAGAGAAGAAUUCAAAUUUAACUGCUUGCCUGAAAGAUCUUGAAGUUUCUUUUGGUUCGGUAAAAGAAUCAGAAAUGUCUUUGACACAGAAUGUAGCAGUUUUGAAAAGUGAGAAAGAAGCACUAAAUGCAUGUCUGCAGGAGAAGGACAGAGAUGUUCAAGACUUGACCGAACGGCUGGAGUCCAGUCACCAAGAGAUAAUGAACUUGGAGAACAUGCGUCGAACACUGGAACAAGAACUGUCAGUGUCUCGACAGGAAACUGUAGACUUCAAUGAUAAGCUCAAUAGACAUGGCACUGAAGCAGAAGAACAGAAGCAGAACGAGCUCAAUCUCCUUGAAAAAUUGGCAUCCUCCCAAGAAGAAAUUACUGCAUUGCAGCAGCAGAUGGCAUCCAUGGAAGAUGAGAAAAAAGAAACAUUGAAACUUGCUGCCAUGGAAGUGGUGGAACUUAAUGAAGACAUUGCUGCAUUACGGAACCAAAUUGCUGAGCUGGAAGAGAAUAAUUCUCAACAGAUGAAGAAAAUGGCUGACCAGCAUACCCAUUUAGAAGAAGUGAACCUUCAAGUUUCUGAGUUGAGUGCAAGAUUCGAGGAAACUAAACUGACCAAUCAAUCAUUAACAAGAGAGAAAGACACACUCAACCAAUGGAAUGCCUCGUUAGGAGAGCAGUUUUCGAAAAUUGCUUCCCUUGUCAAAUUGGUGAUUGGAGAAGAUACUGAGGGAUUGAACUUGAGCACCAUGUCAAAUGAUGAAGAUUUGGUAAAAGUUGAGGCAGUUGUCAAUGAAAUGUCUUCAAAGGUGACAAAACACAAAGAGAACUUACUUCGGCUAGAGUCAGAGAAUAAAUCUUUGGCUGAAUUUCGCAUUCAUGAGAAAGAGGAGGCCGAUAAGAUAAUGAACGAAAGAGCUAACGAGAUUUCUCUGUACCAGGAAACGGUCAGUGCUUUGGAGGCAGAAAAGCAAUCAUUGAGUCAAAAUUUGGUAGCAGCUGGGAAUAAUUGCAAAGCUAAAGAUUUGGAGGUUGAGAGGCUGAAGUGUGUAGUUGAGUCACUACAGGUGACUGAAUCAACAAAGGAACGUUUUGCUGAAAUGGAUACACUCUUGGUUCAGCGCCAGCAAGAAGUCAGCCAACUGACUGAAGAAUUGACCAGCUUAAAACAGAGCAGUUCAAAAGAUCUUGCAACUUUGAGAAAGAGUAUUGAGGAAUUUGAAGGAAAAGUUCAGGGAAAAGAUGAAUGUGUUAGAAAUUUGACACACCAGCUUGACGAAGAAAAGGAAUUGGCGAUUCGUUUGACUCAGCAGCUUGAAGAGGAGAAAGAAUUGGCGAUUCGUUUGACACAACAGCUUGAUGAAGAAAAGGAAUUGGCGAUUCAUUUGACUCAGCAGUCUGAUUCUCAGGCUGAAGAGAUUGAAAAGCUCAAAUUACAAAUAUCUUCUCUUCUAGAGACUGGAAAACAUGCAAAAGUGAAUUUUGAAGAAAGUAAUUCUAAAAUUGAGAAGUUUGAAAAUGAAAUUGCAAAACUUAAAUCUGUAAAUGAAAGCUAUCAGCAAGAACUGGAGAAAGUGACACUGGACAAGAAAACACUCGAGAGUAGCUUUGAGGAAUUGAAGUCUAAUUACUCAGCUUUGGAAUGUGAUUAUACUGAGUUGAAGCAGAGUUUAGAUAAAAUAGAAUCUGAGAAAAAACAAUUGAUAUCUGUGAACGAGGAUUUAUCUAAAGUGGCAGAAGAAAAGAAUAAAUUAUUACAAGAACUUGAAGAAUUUCAUACAAAAGAAAAGGAAGCCAUUCAAAAAAUGAAUGAGAAUUUGAAAACUGAAAUGGAGGCAUUGGAGUCUGACAAAAACCAUCUUCAAAAUGUCUAUGACCAAACAGUUCAGAGUUUGUUGGAUAACCAAGAGAAAUUGCAUAAACUAAAUGAAGAGCAUUUAGCGUUGGAAGAUCAUUUUAAGGUUCAGAGUGAAGAAUUUGUUCAAAUGAAGAAAGAAUUUGAAGAAAGUAAGGAAGCAUCUUUGAAAACAAUAGCAGAUUUAGAGAAGUCAUUGCUUGAAGUAGAAUCGAAUGCCUCUUCUGAAAAAGCGAGCAUGAAUAAAGAAGUUCAAGAACUUUUGGCAAUGAAGGAGUCCUUAUUGGUUAAAAUUGAAGAGCUUUCUCGUAGCAGUGGUUCUGGUGAAGCACAGCUUUUGGCAUCGAGAGAAGCAGUAUCUCAGGUGUUAGGUAAAGCCAAUGAUGAGCUGGAAAGUUUCAAAGAACUUUGGUCAAUUGAGAAAACUGAACUUUGUAAUAAAAUCAGAAGUUUGUCUGCUGACCUUGAGAACUCACAGCAGGAAAAGAAUGGUUUGCAACAGGAGAGAGGGCGUUUGCAACAGGAGAGAGGGCGUUUGCAACAGGAGAACGAAAGAUUGCAACCAGAGAAUGAAAGACUGCGACAUGAAAUGAAUGAUUUUCAAAAAACGAUAGAACAAUUGCAUCAUGAAAACUUAGGAUUGCAACAUCAAAAGGAGGAGCUGCAAUAUGAAACGGAGAAUUUCAGAGACAAGAACAAUAGUUUGCAACAUGGAAAGGAUGGCAUGCCGCAGGAGAGAGGAAGUUUGCAACAAGAGAUAAUUGAUUUGCAAGAUUUGCAACUGGAAAAGAAUAGCUGGCUGCAAGAGAAAGAAAGUCUACAACAAGAGUGCGAAAAUUUACAACGAGAGAAAGAUACCCUGUUGCAAAAGAACACGAAUCUACAGCAAGAGAAAAACUUUUUGUUACAAGAAAAUACAAGUUUACAACUGAAAGAAGAACAGCAGGUUUCUAAAAUUGAUUUGGUGGCUGAGAACCAGGGUUUGCAGUCAAAGGAAAAGAAGGGUUUUGAAAAUGAGGAUUUGCAGUCAGAGGAAAGGAAAGGUUUUGAAAACGAGGGUUUACGAUGGGACAAUGAUGAUCUACAACCGCAUCAACAAGAACUACGACUAAGUUGUCUACAGGCUUCAGUUGUACAGACAUGUGAAGCAAACCCUCGUGUUCCGGAAAGUUUUGUAUCCAAGGAUUUAGGGAGCCACACUGCGAAACGUCAGAGUGUUGAAGUGCCUUUAGAGAAAUUCAGAGAAGAGUGUGGUACCACUGUUGGCAGUAGCAAAGGUGAAGGCAGUGGCAACACCUUUGUUAAUGGAACUGAGACCAGCCUCAGUGCUGUGGAUACUUUGGAAAACUACAAAGAGCAGUUAGAGAUGAUGGCUGAGAAAUAUGAAAUGGAGUUGAAGUAUGUUCGCCUGAACAUUCUGUCUGAGUUAGCUGAGGAGAAGGAAAACUUUGAGAAGGAAGUUGAACAGAGAUACUGUUUGAAGUUGGAAUCCGUAAAGGCAGAAAAUGACCGAAUGUUUAUCGAGAAUCUUCAGCAGGUACGUUCUGACCUCGAGCUCAAGCACAAGCAAGAGCUGAAUGAGUUACGUGUAAGUGUAAUGAAGGAAUGCCAGUCUAUGUCUCCACAGGAGCUGGACACUAAGUUGUAUGGUAUAAUGCAUGACUUGCAUGCCGAGAACCAGCAAUGCAUGCAUGGGAAAACAGAUGUAAAACAACACUUGCUCCACCACAGAGAUUUGGCUGAGAAACUGGCUGAGUCUCGAGACUCUCUGCUGAAACAGAUUGAACUCCUAAACACCCAGUAUGAGCAGAUACAAGAAGAACACUUCUCUUUAUGGAGUAAGCGUUCGAAAAAACCGAUGUCUUCAUCUCCAAGAGCAAAGCGGAAAUUUGACACCUUGCCUCAGGACAUAGAGUCAGCGUCCCGAAGUCUGGUGGAAAUCAGCCAAGCGAAGGGUUGUUUUGACAACGAAGAGAAAACCUGCACAAAGCUGGAUUGCCAAGGCUACCGCAAACGUUACGAAAUAGCCCUGAAAAUUUUAACGGAGAAAGGACUCACUUCAUUGGACAAUAUAUCAGAAAAAUCAUCAUUUGAAGUAGAUUCUUUGGAUGGUUCAGCAAGCAUGGGAGACCAACCAAGAGAGGAGCUGUCCAUGGAGCUCCAAGAUGAAUACAAUGAACUCAUGGAACGGACUGUUACUGAACCUGUGCUUAGUUCCACUUUCCAAAGGAAAAGCAGUCCUGAGCUGCAAUGCCCCAACUGUAUCAGUUUAGCAGAAGAGAGACUGUCUUUGAAAAAACGUCUAAGUACUCAACUUGAACUUUUUGGUAAAGAACGCUUCCAUCUUCUGAGUCGGUGUGAGAACCUCUCCAAUGAACUGGAGAAUGUCCAACUGACUCGGGACCAGCUGCAGACCGAGUUGAAUAUCACAAAGGAAGUCCAACGGGGACAAGACAGACAUCCGUCUGAGGUGGAGCUGACAGAUAUUAAAGUGAAACUAGCCAACACUGAAGACCAAGUAGUGUUCUAUCAGAAUAAACUAAGUCAGUCUGAGGUUGAGCAUCAGGAGUUGAAAUCAAAGAUAAACGAGCUGUUUGUAAAAGUGAUUGACCAGCAGCAUUAUAUUAAUAAUCUUGAAGAAGAAUAUUCUAGAUCUCGUGAUGGCUGGAACCACAAAGGAACAAUGACCUCUAUGGACAAUGGUAAAAUUGAGUUGGCUCCUGUAGGGGGCCGUCGUCAUUCAGAACCAAAUAACAAUGUCCGUGACGUAGAUCAUGAAAUGGAACAUCAUCAUCCAAUACCACAACAUUUGUCUCAGUCCAGCAAUAACAUUUCCUUAGAAUCCAAUUUCGCCAACAUUCCACAGAUGCCAAGUCUGAAAUCCCCCAAAUCUGAUCGUGAGACAUCCCCAGAUUCUUUGAAUAAGUCCUCACUGUCUGAUAAUUCAAGUCCGGCAGGGGAUAGAGACAAUUGGAUUAACUAUCAUUCAGAGCAUUCGAAUAGAAAUAACUCCAGUCCAGCCCUGAACCAAAGUGAUAGAUACAGUGACAGCCUUGCGUCUCCGCCCAAAUUAACCAGAUCGACACAGUCUAGUCCGUCUUUGUUGUUACUGAAUAAAGAAUUUCGUGAGUCUGAAAAAAUCCUGUCUGAGUUUCAACUAGAUCAAGGAGACUUCUUAUUUGUUCAAGACAAACAAAUUGAACUUAUUGAUGAGAUAGCGGAGUUGAAACGGUCACUUUUACAAAGUAAAGAGGACCAUGUCAAAGAGAUAGCCACCAUAAAGGAGAAAAUUGACCGCUUUAAAAAAGUGAAAGGACUUUGUGAUACUCAGAAUUUGUUAGAUAUUUUGGACAGCACUGAUACCAUUUCUCUUUCUGUUGAUGUUGUUGACCUUCGAGAAAAAGUUUCAUUGCUUCGAGAAACCUGUAACAGAUUGACAGAAGACAACAAGGAUCUGCAGAAGAAGCUGUAUAAUCAAGAGUGUCUUGUGAUGAAGGCGAAAAUGCUACAGACGAAUCCGAAACAUUCUGUGACUGCUGAAGAUUUAGAGACAUCUUUUGGCAGCCAACUAUUGCUACUUCAGAAACAUCGUGAUGAGCUUGCUGACAAACUCAGUGAAGAAAGACUACUUGAGAACCAAUUCACAGAAGUUGUAGCAGCCAAAACCAGCCUUGAUGAGCAUCUCCAUCGAGAGAAGGAACAUGUCCAGCAACUGACUGAAAAAGUACAGAUAGCUGAGGCUGAAUUGUCCAGCAAGAAGGCUGAGUGUGAUUAUAUGUUGCAGCAGCAGUUGCGGCUGGAAGAACUCAUCAGAGACAAGGAGGAGGUGGAAAAACAACUGAUGUCGGAGAAGUUCAUCCUUGAAUCCCAACUGACACAGACAAACUAUGAACUGGAGACAAAAGAGAGACAUCUUCGGGACAUAGAACAACGCGUAAACAAAUGUGCCAGCGAGAUCAGUCCAGAGACAGGUGUCACUGCUGGCAAUGACAAUCAACUAAAUGAUAUAGAACUGCAAGAGAAGUUUACACAAGAACUUAACGAAGCCAAAUUAGUUAUUGAGAAACAGAACAUUGACAGGUUGGAAGCUCUGCGCAAGGACAUGGACGAACAUCACAAGCGUGCUGUGGAGUACCUACGCCAGCAACUGCGCAGCGACUUCAGCAUGCGGGAAUCCCGCCUUGAGGAACAUCAUUCAGCUCAUGUUGCCAGUCUUCAUUCCAUCCACGCAGAACAGCUUCAAAGUUUGAAGGAUGAAUAUGAAAGGCAAAUGGAAGAUUUGAAACAAGAAUUCUAUGACGAACGGAUUAAACAUGUUAGAAGCAAUACUAGUGAGAGUCAGGCCAGUGGCAGCAGCGAGAUGGACGAGGGAUCUAAUGGAGCUGUUGACAAUAAACAGGAGCAGAUUCUGGAUGAACUGCGGAAGGACCUUACAGAGGACCAGCAGCACAAACUGGAGCUGGUCAUCUCACAGAUUGUCAAACAGCAUAAAGCACAUCUUGACCAACUCACAUCACACUACAAGGAUGAACUUAACCUUCGUAUCAAAGCCACCCGGCUCACUGCUGAGCAACUGCACAAGUCCGAAGCUGAGUUGAUGAAAGCAGCUUUGGAGGAGAAAAAACAGAAUGAAUUGGCUGAACUUCGUGAUAUUUUAGCACGGUACCACAAUGAGGAAACUGACCGGCGUGAGGGAGAGUGGUCAUCUCAUUUAGAGAGGCUCCGUCAACAGUACGACUAUCAGCUGGCAAUUGGUCAAGAACCUGCUCCAAAAGGUGCUGUGGGAACCCUGGAGGGUGCAACCCUUGUAACAGAACUCACCAAACGCUUGAAUGAUGAACACAAGAAGUUGAUAGAGGCGUUUGUAGGUAUGGGAAAACCCUCUUUAGGACUCAAGUGGCUGGCCGUGUCUUCGGUCACUGAACCGUGGAUGAGUUCAUUUUUCGAUAUCAUCGUCACAGACCAAGACGUGAACCACCUCAGGGAGGUAAUUUCUAAAGACUUGGUAGCACCCUCCAACAGUCAAACACCACCUGAAGACAUAGUCAACUGUCCGUCACGCUCCAUCACCUCCGCCACACCGAUCGACUCUCAUGGCGACAGUGGUGGUGGCAGAGACACCAGCGGAGCAGCGGAUGCCAGCACAAGCCACUGGCGCUUGAACGACUCCAACAGCAACAGCGGAGACGCCAUCUACAAGUGUCUGGAAGAACAGAAAGACGAGAUCUUGUUGUUACGAUCGCGGAUCUUGCGAGAGUAUGAGCAACUGUUGAAAGCCAGGACGGACUCGAUGGUUACGGAAUCAUCGAAGGACAUCUUCAAUCUUCAGGACGAGAUCGAUGCUCUGCAACAGCAACAUGAAAUACAGAUCUCUACUAUGAGACAGGGAAUCGGCAAGAGAAUGUCUGCUGAAUAUACAGGUGAGAGUUCUCUGUCUCAGAGUUUAGAUGAAGACCAACGCCAAACCCUGAGUAAGCUGCUUUCUCACUAUGAAACCAAAGUUCAUUCAAUUGAAGAGCGUUUCAAUCACCACAUGGGCAAGCUGAAAUCUCAAAUUGAACACGACCUCUCGGCUAGUUUUGGGGACUUCUCUGGAGAAUUGGAUCAGGACUUGAGCUUUGGCAAAAUGUCACUGAACAAGACUGGUCGGUUUCCUCAGCUUGCUCACCAAACUCAUCAAUUCGCGGAGUUUUCUGCUUCCAGUGUAGAGCAGCAUGUCCCAGUGGAUUCUCAGAUUGUUGCAGAAGAAGCCUAUGUCUUAAAUGAUUCAAAUAACUCCUCAUUAGUCAGAAGCAGCAGUGAUGAAGCAGUGAUGCGCAGUGGCACCGAUGAACACAGAUAUGUCAGUAAUGUCAAUAGUGCCACAGAUGUGAAAACGUUUCAGGAGGAACUCGACCAUUUGCAGAACCAGUAUGCAGAGAUUGCUGCGUCUGAGUCACACUUGCCCAAGGACAAAGCAGAGAUGACUUCUGUCCAUGAGAAAGUGCUGAAAGCACAAGAACAACUUCUUGAACAGGAACACAAGCUAGAAAUGGAUGCAUUGCAGUCAGAGUGUGACAUCAAGCUGCAAGUUGAGCUGAAAAAGCAGGCAAUCGAGCUUUUGACAAAAUUCCAGGCUGGGUUGCAGAGUAACGACCAAGGUAAGAUGACCCUGAAGCGUUGCGAUUCCUUCGAGAGGGAACUUGUCAAACGCACAAUGACAGACGGCCAGUUUGACAGUUACGAUGCGAGUGACAGCAAUCAGAACAGAGCAGGCGCUAAGAAAGAAAGACUGGGGGUCCCUUUCUUGUCUUCAGUUCUGGGUUCGAGAAAUAAGCAAGACAACAGCAACAGUCUUGUGGCUGACCAUGAAGCUCGAAUUGCUUCAAUGCAGGCGGAGUUUGAGCAGCGUUUGAAGAAGCUGCGGAAAGAGCUGACAGAACUUGGUGAGAAGGAGAAACGAGAGAUAACGACGAAAUUUAAAAACGAAAUAGCAAACUUGGAAAGUCAGUUGUCAGACAAUGAAGAGAAAUAUGAAAAUUUGAUGGAUGAUCUUCGCAGUGGCAAAAUCCCAGAGGUUGCACAGUUGAUGCAUGAAAAAUAUGAUUCAGAGCUAGAAUUUGCCAAAACUUUAAUGCAACAGGAAUUUGAUGAAUCCCUUGAAGGAGAACAGUUUCGGUUAAAAGAACAUCAGGAGAAGCAGAUAGAAGAGUUGUUGUGCGAAAAGACCAAGGAGAUGAAGGAACUGCAGCAGAAGUACGAAGGGAAUCUUGCUCUGUUGCAAGAAACUUUGAAACGUUACGAAGAUCACACCAGUGCCAAAGACGAUACAGACAACAGCAAUGUUGGCAACAAACAACAACAACAACAACAACAACAGCAGCAGCAACAGCAGCAGCAACAGCAGCAGCAACAGCAGCAGAAACACCAGGACGAGCAGCUGAGGUCUCUACGUCAGCAGCUUGAAGAGAAAGACAAAGUAAUUGAAGCAGAGAGGAAGUCCCUUCAAGAGAACUACAACCAGGAACUGGAGAAACUUCGAGAGAAAUAUGAACUGAAGUUGGGUGAACAACAAAAACACCUGACUGAAAACCAUGAUGACCAGCUGUCUGCAAUGGUCAUACAUUCCGAUGCGAUAAAGUCAGAACUGGAUGAAGCUCACCAAGCAGAACUGGAACAAGUCCGAGAGCAACUUAGCAGCAAACACUCAAAGAUGAUGGACAAUCUAAACAAGAAGCAUCAAAUGAACAUUGAAGAGUUGGAGAGACAAUUUCAGGUCAAAAUUGAAGAGUUGGAGAUAAGACAUCAGUUGGAAGUCGAAUGUCUGAAGAAGGAAAUGGAAAGCCCUGAUGCCAAAGAAGAACCCUGCAUCUCGACAACCAAUGUUGGUAUCCAACUACAGCAGCAGCAGCAGUCAGUCUCGAAAGAUGAGAACACUGACCCAACUGGCCGUGAUGUCAUUGAGGCACCAUUGAGCAAGUCGUAUGCUGAUAUUGUCAAGAGCUCUCUUCCUGAACCAGAACCAGUCUCCCAAACUCAGUCAACUCACCAUAAGUAUCACGACAUCAUUGUGCCUCAAAGAUCUGGUCAACUUCAGCAGUGUCAACUGGUUGCUGACCAUGUGGUUCCACAGGAAAGUGGAGUUGUUCAAUCGUCUCCAUCGAAACAAGUGACCAAAAAGGAAAUAUAUGAAGAGACCAAUAAGCAGCUGUUACAACACCUGUCCAAUUUAGUGCGGACUUACCUGGACAUUGAAGACUCCAUAAACAAGAAGCUGAGCCAGGUGUUGGCUGACAGUAAAAAUGCGUCCGAGAGAGGGUCUCGCUCAAACCACCUGGGCAUUCCACAGUCUACCUCAGACAAUGAUUCUAGUCUGUCAAAACGGCAGAAACGUCGCUACAAAUCAGCUGAACGACUCGAUCUUGGCAAUUGGGUCCUGGAGAACCCUUCCAACGUGUCACACGAGCCCACUCGAUGGAUCCCAUCCAUCCGUUUACCACUAACCAACACAUUUCAAAGAAAUAUAAAGUUUCUAAAAUGCUACGCUCACCGUUUGAAGAAAACAGAAAAGAUGAUUUGCACACUGCCAAUACAGGAUCAAGCAACGCAGAUGAAGGUUUGGUACUCUCCCAGCAGUUUGGCAGUAAUAUCUUCUCUGGGCCUGGUCUGGACAGCGAUAGUGAAGAAUUGAUUAGUGAUACAAGCAACCGUAUUCAGACCUCUAUCAUGCGUCUUCUGGAGAUGAUGGAGGAGACAACUCAACAGUUGUUGGACUCCAAGAGCGUCCAACAAGAACUGAUGGAUACGUUAAACAUGAGAGAUAGUGAGGCCCAGGA
Octopus sinensis (East Asian common octopus) is the source of this 12093-nucleotide messenger RNA. RefSeq names its product golgin subfamily B member 1-like. NCBI's taxonomy places the organism in Eukaryota, Metazoa, Mollusca, Cephalopoda, Octopoda, Octopodidae. The record is from RefSeq and is a predicted model, not a curated record. Bases 141 to 11948 code for a protein of 3935 amino acids. The transcript has 29 exons.